GCCGCCGGCUCGGGGCUGGGUACAUUGUCGCGCGGCCGCUUCCCCCCGGCCGGGCCCCCGCCGCCCCGCGGUCCCCAGAGCGCCAGGCCCCCGGGGGGGGGAGGGAGGGCGGGAGGGUGCCGGGCCGGUGGGCGCCGGUGGCUGGCGGUGGGACUCACGGAGCCCCGCGACCCGCCGAGCCUGGAGCCGGGCCGGGGCGGGGAAGCCGGCUCCAGCCCGGAGCGAACUUCGCAGCCGGUCGGGGGGCAGCGGGGAGGGGGCCCGGAGCCGGAGGAGGGGGCGGCUGCGGGCAGCCCGGCCCGCGCCCCCGCGUCCCCGGGCACCAUGCUGUCCAACUCCCAGGGCCAGAGCCCGCCGGUGCCUUUCCCCGCCCCGGCCCCGCCGCCGCAGUCCCCCGCCCCUGCCCCGCCGCACCCCCCGGCGCAGCCGCCGCCGCCGCCGCCCCCGCAGCAGUUCCCGCAGUUCCACGUCAAGUCCGGCCUGCAGAUCAAGAAGAACGCCAUCAUCGACGACUACAAGGUCACCAGCCAGGUCCUGGGGCUGGGCAUCAACGGGAAAGUUUUGCAGAUCUUCAACAAGAGGACCCAGGAGAAAUUCGCCCUCAAAAUGCUUCAGGACUGCCCCAAGGCCCGCAGGGAGGUGGAGCUGCACUGGCGGGCCUCCCAGUGCCCGCACAUCGUGAGGAUCGUGGAUGUCUAUGAGAAUCUGUAUGCAGGGAGGAAGUGCCUGCUGAUUGUCAUGGAAUGUUUGGACGGCGGAGAACUCUUUAGCCGAAUCCAGGACCGAGGAGACCAGGCCUUCACAGAAAGAGAAGCAUCCGAAAUCAUGAAGAGCAUUGGUGAGGCCAUCCAGUAUCUGCACUCAAUCAACAUUGCCCAUCGGGAUGUCAAGCCUGAGAAUCUCUUAUACACCUCCAAAAGGCCCAACGCCAUCCUGAAACUCACAGACUUUGGCUUUGCCAAGGAAACCACCAGCCACAACUCUUUGACCACUCCUUGUUAUACGCCAUACUAUGUGGCUCCAGAAGUGCUGGGCCCCGAGAAGUAUGACAAGUCCUGUGACAUGUGGUCCCUGGGUGUCAUCAUGUACAUCCUGCUGUGUGGGUAUCCCCCCUUCUACUCCAACCAUGGCCUUGCCAUCUCUCCUGGCAUGAAGACUCGCAUCCGAAUGGGCCAGUAUGAAUUUCCCAACCCAGAAUGGUCAGAAGUAUCAGAGGAAGUGAAGAUGCUCAUUCGGAACCUGCUGAAAACAGAGCCCACCCAGAGAAUGACCAUCACCGAGUUUAUGAACCAUCCCUGGAUCAUGGCUUUGAUUCGGACCCCUUUCGUCUCUUCUCAGCAAUCAACGAAGGUCCCUCAAACCCCACUGCACACCAGCCGGGUCCUGAAGGAGGACAAGGAGCGGUGGGAGGAUGUCAAGGAGGAGAUGACCAGUGCCUUGGCCACAAUGCGCGUUGACUAUGAACAGAUCAAGAUAAAAAAGAUUGAAGAUGCGUCCAACCCUCUGCUGCUGAAGAGGCGGAAGAAAGCUCGGGCCCUGGAGGCCGCGGCCCUGGCCCACUGAGCCACCGCGUCCCUCCUGCCCGCGGGAGGACAAGCAAUAACUCUCUACAGGAAUAUAUUUUUUAAACGAAGACGCAGAACUGUCCACAUUCGCCUCCUCUCCUCCUCAGCUGCAUGGCUCCUGGAACUGCAUCAGUGGCUGAAUUCUGCCUUGGUUCUGGCCACCCCAGAGUGAGAGGCUGGGAGGCUGGGAGGCCGUGGAGGGAAGUGAGCAAGGUGCUCCUGGACCUGUGCUCGUUUUGCGAUUCUGUCAGUGAUCUGACGUAGAGUUUUUAUGAAACCUCUUUUGUCAUCCUGCCCCACUCCUCCUCUUCACCGGACGCCUUCCUCUCUGGCUACUGCAAACGCUUGUGGUUUGUUAGAGGGUAUUUGUGGAAACUGUCAUAGGGAUUGUCCCUGUGUUGUCCCAUCUGCCCUCCCUGUUUCCCCACAACAGCCUGGGGUCGUCCCCGCCGGCUCAGGCGUUCUGGGAGCUAACGGCCAUCUUGGAGGAGGAUGCCAUGCCCUCCUCUCUUGGAGCCCUCAGAUAUUUCCAGUGUGCCAGACAAAUAGGAGUGAGUGUGUGUGUGUGUGUGUGUGUGUGCGCGCGCGUGCACACGUGUGUACGAGUGCGCAGAUCUGUGCCUGGAAUCGUGUAUUUGAGGGGCCAGGGGCAGGCAGGGCUGCAGAGGGAGAUGGCCCUGCUGGGGUUUAGGAACCUUCUCCCUUCUUGGAUCUGCCCUGCCCAUACUGAGCCUGCCACAGUGCCUGGGAAGCCCAUCCAGAUUCUGAAGCAGGCUUUCGGUGGCCUGUCUCUGUUAGCUGGGUUCUGGGAGGCAGAGAGGAGUGACCGGGCACUGGUACAGUGAUCAGGAAGACUGGACCCCCAGCCCCCAGGGCCCCCUUCCCCCCACUUAGUGCUGGUCCUAGGUCUUCUGUGGCGCUCAUCUACUGAAUGACCUCUCUACUUCCCCUUCUUCCCAUUAUUAAUCCAUUUUUGUUUCUUUUCCUUAAAGUUCUAGCCAUUUCUCCAUGGGCCGCCUCUCAGCUCAUGUGGGCGAGCCUGGGCAGCUUCUGUUGACAAAGCUUUUGCAUUUCCUGUGUCUCCCCUGGUUCUGGGGCAUCAGCCAGCUACCUUGUGGGCAAAGGCAGGGCUACUUUGAGGUCUUUCCUCAAAUUUCCAUUGUGUGGCCUGGUGGGCGGGGGGGAGUCUUUGCACCAAAGAUGUCCCGACUUUGCUCCCUUGCCCAUCAGCCAUUUGCCAUCACCCCAAACAACUCAGCUUCGGGGCUGGUGAGAGGAGGGGCCUUCCCCAGCACAGAUGAGGAGCAACUGGGGAUAGGCUCCCUGUGCCAUAGCCCCCCACUCCCCCUUCCCUUGGAGGGAGAGGUGGCAGGAAGACUUCACCUUUCCUCUCCCUCAGGGGCAGGUGGUGGAGGGGCGUCCAGGGUCGUCUUUGUGCAUGGGGGAAGGCGCUGGGUACCUGCAGCGCCUCCCUCGUCUCAGAUGGUGUGUCCAGCACUCGAUUGUUGUAAACUGUUGUUUUGUAUGAGCAAAACUGUCUUUACUAAACAGAUUUAAUAGUUGAAA
Saimiri boliviensis boliviensis (Bolivian squirrel monkey) is the source of this 3131-nucleotide messenger RNA. It is a transcript of the gene MAPKAPK2, whose product is annotated as MAPK activated protein kinase 2. Gene Ontology annotation, molecular function: ATP binding; protein kinase activity. The record is from RefSeq and is a predicted model, not a curated record. NCBI's taxonomy places the organism in Eukaryota, Metazoa, Chordata, Mammalia, Primates, Cebidae. Gene Ontology annotation, biological process: protein phosphorylation.